This is a messenger RNA of Vigna angularis (adzuki bean), 1658 nucleotides long. Its product is annotated as reticulon-like protein B18. The transcript has 8 exons. The record is from RefSeq and is a predicted model, not a curated record. The coding region runs from base 109 to 1404 and encodes 431 amino acids. NCBI's taxonomy places the organism in Eukaryota, Viridiplantae, Streptophyta, Magnoliopsida, Fabales, Fabaceae.
GCUCCAAGCACCACUCUACUACAUUUACCAUUUACACUUCACUCGUUAAACCAUUCAAUACUCACUUCUCUCAAAUUCAAAUUCACAUUCAAAUUCACAUUCACGUUCAUGGAUUGUUUUUCUUCCCCUUAUCACCACCACCACCACCACCACCACAACCACCGCUCUCGAACCAAGUCAUCGUCGCGUUCGGUUCGCAGAGACGAGAACUCGGUUCCGGUCGAGCCUCUUCGAAUUUCCAUCGACUGUGUUCAGUCACCGCCGGCCACCACGGCCAAUCCUUCGUCGCGGUCUCCGCUCUCUCUCCUCCGAUCUCCGACGAGCUCUCUUCCGCUCAGGGAGCUUCUCCUUCUUUCCCCUUCUUCCGCGCGGAGAUCCAAAGCGCGGUUCGACGAUGAGGCGCCGGAGGCCGCAGGAAUGCGGCGCCGGUGCAAGAACAUGGCGGCGUCGCCUAGGAGCUCGAGGCGGUGGAGGCGCGAGGAGAAGGAGGGAGGUCCGGUGGAGGAGGCUGUGAAACAGAAGAAGAGGAGGCACAGCGGGAGACACAGGAAGGAGAGGCUUAGCUUGGUUCCUUUUCAACCACCUUCAACUUCAUCUCUAAAAGCUGAUGAAGAGAAUGGGGCUGAUCUAGAUCGUGUUGGGGCGUUGAUCACUGAUUUGAUUAUGUGGAGAGAUGUUUCGAAAUCGACCCUUUGGUUUGGUUUCGGGUGUCUUUGUUUCUUGUCUUCUUGCUUCACUAAAGGAAUCAACGUUAGCAUUUUCUCGGCCAUAUCGCGAUUGGCAAUUCUAUUGUUGGGUGUUUCCUUCUUCUCAAACUCAGUUUUCCAAAGAAACCAGAUUGAGAAAAGGAGUUUUGCCAAGCUGAAAGAAGAUGACAUUUUACAUCUUGCAAAAUUGAUUCUUCCUGCAUUAAAUUUUGCAUUUUCAAAGACUAGAGAGCUGUUUUCAGGAGAACCGUCCAUGACCCUGAGAGUAGCUCCUUUCCUUCUACUUGGAGCGGAGUAUGGUCAUCUUAUUACAAUGUGGAGGCUCUGUGCCAUUGGAUUUUUUGUCAGCUUCAGUGUACCAAAGCUUUAUUCUUGUUAUUCGACUCAGAUAAACCAGCGAGUUGAGUGCUUGAAAUUGCGAUUGUUGGACACAUGGAGUGUUUGUACUCACAAGAAGAAAGUGCUCGCUUCGGUGCUUGUUACCUUCUGGAAUCUAUCUACAAUAAAGACUCGAAUUUGCACAGCAUUUAUAUUGCUUGUAAUACUCAGAUAUUUCCGGCAAAAUAUCAUGGAAAAUGUAGAAGCUGAUGAAGUGGCAGAGAAGGAACAGCAUCAGGCAUUGGUAGUGGUGGCAGAGCCUGAGCAAGAGGAAUCGCGGCAUGCACUGGUGGUUGCUGAACAAAAGCACCAAUGCUAGAAACUUUCUUCAUCCAGCCAUUUCUUUGCAGUUUAAAAUUAACAGUAAAAACGUGCUUUCAAAAUCAGCCAAUCGAAAGCCAUUAAUUGUCCUAGUCAGCCUGUUCAAUAAAUCACGUAUCCAUUCAUAUUUUUACACUUAGCACGAAUGUAUCCUGCACCGAUAGACGGGGCAUGUCUUUGUAGCUAGGUGAAAAAUAAUUAAUGUACUUUUAUUCCAGUAAAUGACUCAAGUCAGUGCAGAAAUGUAUUAAA